Molecule: messenger RNA, 2284 nt
Organism: Ctenopharyngodon idella (grass carp)
Lineage: Eukaryota; Metazoa; Chordata; Actinopteri; Cypriniformes; Xenocyprididae
Gene: metap2b
Product: methionyl aminopeptidase 2b
Exons: 11
Coding region: 67-1500 (477 amino acids)
Biological process (GO): proteolysis
Molecular function (GO): metalloaminopeptidase activity
Source: RefSeq, a predicted model, not a curated record
UCUACUCACAGUGAUCCCGCCCCACUUGACGUAGGUUUCACCCACAAUCCCUCUCGCGGUCACAUCAUGGCAGACGAGCAGACGCAAGAGCUGCUGUCCGCAGCUGCAAAAAUGCAGAUUUUGCCGAACGGAGACUCUCACCUUCCCAAAGAAGACGCGGAUCCCGUUGACGAGACCGGGAAGAAGAAGAAAAAGAAGAAGAAGAAGGGAAAAGCGGCAGCCGUAGGGAACCAUGAGGGUGAAGGAGAGUCUGACAUCACCAAAGUGGCCAAACAAAUGGAGCAACAAACUUUAGAAGACCAAGAGAAAGAGGACGAGCCAGAGGAUGAUGGUGAGGAGGGAGAUUCAACUGGAAAGAAAAAGAAGAAGAAGAAGAAAAAGAAAGGCCCCAAAGUUCAAACAGAUCCUCCAUCUAUUCCCAUCUGUGAGCUUUAUCCCAGUGGAGUUUAUGCCAAGGGCCAGGAAUGUGAAUAUCCACCUGUGCAAGAUGGACGUAGUGCUGCAUGGCGGACGACCAACGAGGAGAAGAAGUUUUUGGAUCAGGCUAAUGAGGACAUGUGGAAUGACUUCAGACAGGCUGCCGAGGCCCACCGGCAGGUCAGGAAGUACGUCAUGAGCUGGAUCAAGCCGGGAAUGACCAUGAUCGAGAUCUGUGAGAAACUGGAGGAUUGUUCUAGGAAGUUGAUCAAGGAAAAUGGUCUGAAUGCUGGUUUGGCUUUUCCGACCGGCUGCUCGCUGAACCAUUGCGCGGCUCACUACACUCCUAAUGCGGGAGACCCCACUGUUCUCCAGUACGACGACGUCUGCAAGAUCGACUUCGGCACGCACAUUAAUGGUCGAAUCAUUGACUGUGCCUUUACUGUCACCUUCAACCCAAAGUACGACAAACUGCUGGAGGCUGUGAAAGAUGCCACAAAUACUGGAAUUAAGUGUGCAGGUAUUGAUGUUCGCUUGUGUGACAUUGGAGAAUCAAUUCAAGAGGUUAUGGAGUCUUACGAAGUGGAGCUUGAUGGAAAAACGUAUCAAGUCAAACCAAUCAGAAAUCUCAAUGGACACUCUAUUGGACAGUACCGAAUACAUGCAGGCAAGACAGUGCCCAUAGUGAAAGGAGGUGAAGCCACCAGGAUGGAGGAAGGAGAGGUUUAUGCCAUCGAGACCUUUGGGAGCACUGGGAAAGGCAUGGUGCAUGAUGACAUGGAGUGCUCCCAUUACAUGAAAAACUUUGAAGUUGGUCAUGUGCCAAUAAGACUCCCCAGAGCCAAGCACUUGUUGAAUGUGGUCAACGAGAACUUCGGCACUCUCGCCUUCUGCCGCCGCUGGUUGGAUCGCCUCGGCGAGACCAAAUAUUUAAUGGCGCUGAAGAACCUCUGUGACCUGGGCAUCAUUGACCCCUACCCGCCUCUGUGCGACACCAAAGGCUGCUACACGGCCCAGUUUGAACACACCAUCCUGCUGAGACCCACUUGCAAGGAGGUGGUCAGCCGAGGAGAUGAUUACUAGGCCUCCCCGUCACCAGUUUUUAUAACUCUGUCCUCUGCUUUCUUAUCACAUGAGUAUUUGAUGGGUAAAGGCCUGAGUAAGUUAAUAAGCCGUGCCUUCUCAUUUUUAACAUGCUAGUAAUUUGUUUGUAUAAAGGAUGGAUGGACGUAUAAGUCCUCUGUGAUGUCCCCUUGUGUAACUCACUGGCACAGAUGUGUACUGAUCACCCACCCGUAAAGUGCUCUAGAACCAUUUUGCAAAUGCAGACAACAAUAUAGUGCACUUUUUGUUUGAUCAAUAUGAGCAACCCAGGGAAAUGUGAAGUCAAAACCACAUUUUCAAUAUCGUCUGGAUUAGGCUGUGUUACACAUUUGGUAUUGCACUUUUUUUUUUUUUUUUGUACACAAAUCUUGCCCUAAGAGAGAUUUGGAAAUGUUCAAGUUUUGAUUAAUUUUCUUUAUCAAGUGCUGUUUCUCCUUUUCAGUUUGUAGUUUUUGAUUCAAUUAUCCAUUUAGGGUGAAAAAGAGAACAAGACAUUUACUGGUGGGAUUUGGCUUUAUUCUUUAGCGCAAGAACAGACUUUAAUGUAACAUAGACCCUCAGAUACUAAAAUACUCAUUGAAACUCAUGCUUUCCUCUAAGAGCGGGCACUCAUAAGUGGCGAUGAUACGUAAACAUCUAUAUUUUGGCUAUGCUUGAUUUCGGGUAAAGCCUGUUUGAAAUCAAUCUCCUUUCUCGGAAUAAAGCACAUGUGGUGUUUUAUUUUGAAGUACAAAUAAAAUUUAUAAGAAAUUGUGAUCUGCAA